CCGUCCGGCUGUCUAACGCAACGCACGUGUCGAUUGCGCGCAUUCGGACCCGAUUUUAUUUUUAUUAACUAUCCCGACUUUUAUUGAAAAGCACGAAAUAGUUGCCCUGAGGUGCAGUCACAAACCAGCUGAAGCUACUAUUUGGUGACGCCCGCUCGCCGCCUAUCCUGUAACCCUUUGGGAUUCGGGAAAAGCGGUGGAGCGCGCAAUGUACCGGUAGUUUCGGGUCGUGCGUGACAGCCUCCUGGCUUCAGUUAAGUUAUUUUUAUUUUUAUAACAUGAAGCGCACUCCGCAGAUCGGCGAUGAUAAGCAGCCGCCCCGCCCGCAGCGCCCACGCUCCUAUGCCAGUCGAGCGAGGCCACCUGCGGAUGCUGAGGCAGCCGCCGCCACAGCCGGACCAUCAUUCCAAGUGCGCGACACAGCGCACAGCUCGCCCGCAGCGAAGCAGCAAGCUGCGUCAAGCUUGUACAGCUUUGCGGAGCCAGUUUCGCAGCAGACGAGCCGCAGCCGAUCCCUAGAAGUCCCCAGGGACCGUCAUCCGUCGCAUCAAAAACGUGACCUAACUCCAGCGGCUAGGAUUAAGAAAACGGUACGCAUAGCCCUCCCUCACCGCACCCCGCAAGUUUCCGUCGCUACGUCGGCCGUGACGUCAUCAAACGGAGCGGCGAUAUCGCGGCGUGCCACCGACGUUACGCCGGCCGAGACCGCAUUCCUGAGCGUUGAGUCAUCGCCUCGCGCCACCGAUAGCGUCAUACAAUCCGACCCGCCCGCCCCGCGGGCCCCGCAACAAAUUGUGUCUACUGUGACGUCAUUUGUACAUUCCGAGACAUCGCCGCAUGUCACCGAGACGCGGGCCGUGUGCCAACGCCGCGCGUCCGUAACAAAUAGUGAGUGUUCUGGUAUUGACGAACUGUUGCGAAUGCUCGAUCGCGACCCGGGUACUAGUGCCGCGUCUUCGCCGCGGACGGCAUUCGAGUCAGACUUGAUCUUUUUGGCUCAGUCAGCCGCAUGCUCGUUUGCGUCGCGCGGGAUGCUGCGCGCUAUGGCCCGGUACGCAAAAUCGCGUGAAGAAGCGCUACGCAACAGCGGCAUAUUAGAGUCGCCGCUCACCGAAGCCGAGCAGCGGGAGUUGGCGCUGAUCCGCGACGAGUGUCGCUUCCCAGCGCGCACCCCUGCCACCCCUGUACGCCGCCCGUUUUCAGCCGUUGACCCCGGCUCGGAAGGUGAGUCUGUGGCAAAGCGCCCAUGUGCUGUGGCACCCACAGCAGCUACUCCAGGUUCCACUGGGGACCCUCGGCUGGCGCCAGGUCGCCGCCUUGACCUGGGACCUCCAGUCCAGCCGCCACCUUUAACUGUUCCGCCACCCGCCGCCCCUUUGGCUGGCAGGGCGGGGAACGCCAACGCACCCCCUGGUGCCACCGGUGCCUCACCUGGACCUGCUGCUCCCGUUGCUCCUGCUGACGACGACGCCGCCCCUGCGCUGGUGGCGCCCUCCUCAUACGCAGCGAUGGUGACCGCACCUACGGUCCACGCACAGCCCCCCAGGGCCCCUGUGGCCCCGAAGAAGCCAUCAUAUCCGCCCAUUGUGAUCGAGUUCCUCCCCAAUUAUGUACAUCAUUUGGGGAAGAUCAGCCAACUGCUUGGACGUUCCGCCAACACCAGGGCAUACGGGGAGCAUCGCGCGGCGGACUGCACGAGACCGAGGGACGUGCCAGCGACUUGCGCCAACUGCGGGGGCCCACACCCCGCCUGCCAUUCGUCGUGCCCGGUCCGCAAGGAGGAAGAACAAAACCGGCGCGCGGGCACAUUUGCCCGAACUGCGCCCUCUCGCUCCUUGCGCCAACGCCACGAGCAACCACAAAAAGAAACUUCCCAGCAGACCACGAGUGCGACAUCAGCGGCCGCUCCCUCGACGUCUGGCGUCGCCCCUACAGGCGAAGCGGACGACUUCAUCACCGUGCGGCACCGCACAAGACGUGGUGGCCGCAGACGAGGUCGUGCUCCACCCUCGCUUGCCGCUCAGGAGGCAAGCCGCGCUGCCGCGCUCCAUGCAGUCACCACCGACGUCGCCAACCGCGCCACCACCGCAGCUACUACACCUACACCAGCUCAUGAACGCGCUGCCACUGCACCACCUCGCACAGCACCAUCUUCGCGCUCGCGCACCAGGUCCCGCGCGCGCCGGCCACAAAUGGAGGAGGCGCUGUCGGCGAUCGCCAAUAUUCUCCAGGCUGUACAAGCCGGGGACAAUCCAGCCGCGCUCUUCAGGAGAGCGGCAUCGGCCUUCAAGGGCCCAACCCGAGGCCGCAGUCGACGAUGAUGGGGGGCCUCCGGCUCCUACACUGGAAUGCGCGUGGCCUCGCGGGUAAGGUCACAUAUCUAAAACAUGUACUCAGCUCACAGGACAUCGACAUCGCCCUGGUCAGCGAGACGCACCUAGCCGCCACAGCUAGACUCCGCAUGCCGGGUUACGAAGUCUACCGCCAGCACCGUGUCGACGCCCGUGGUUACGCCUACCGUGGUUUGGCGGUCAUGGUGAGACGCCGGAUACCACACAGAUUGCUGCCAGAUGUGGUGGUAACCGAAUGCGAUGCCCUCGGCGUGGAGCUACAACUCGCAGGUCGCCCCACUGGAUUCUUCGCGGUCUACGCGCCACCCAACAAUCGGUAUACCACAACAGAUCUCCAAGAGCUCCUCGCUGCCGCCCAUCCCUGCGUCAUAGCUGGGGAUUGGAACGCGAAGCACCCGGCGUGGAACUCGAGAACUUCAAACCCGAGGGGUAGGCGCCUGCUGCACGACGCCGAGACGCUGGACUUUUCAGUGUCCGGCCCAGACGUGCCGACACACUACCCCGAUCAAGCCAGCCACAGAGAGGACACCAUUGACAUCGUGGUCCACCAGGGACUGACGUGCCAGAUGACGCAGGAUGUGAUCGUCGACGAGUUCCGGUCCGAUCACCUUCCCGUGGUUGUCACUCUGGUGAACUCCUCUCCGAACAUGAUACUUCAUACACCGCUUCGCCGGAAGUGCAUUGACUGGAGGGUCUUCGAGCGAGCCCUAAAUGACGCACCCCAGCCGCGCCCACCCGUCACCCCAGCGGCUAUUAACGAACUUGCUGCAUCCUUUACCAC
Pieris rapae (cabbage white) is the source of this 3132-nucleotide messenger RNA. Its product is annotated as protein app1-like. The transcript has 2 exons. Bases 279 to 2321 code for a protein of 680 amino acids. NCBI's taxonomy places the organism in Eukaryota, Metazoa, Arthropoda, Insecta, Lepidoptera, Pieridae. The record is from RefSeq and is a predicted model, not a curated record.